This is a messenger RNA of Myxocyprinus asiaticus (Chinese sucker), 4231 nucleotides long. RefSeq names its product transmembrane protein 121-like. Lineage: Eukaryota; Metazoa; Chordata; Actinopteri; Cypriniformes; Catostomidae. The record is from RefSeq and is a predicted model, not a curated record. The transcript has 2 exons. Bases 592 to 1638 code for a protein of 348 amino acids.
CAUAAACUGUGUCGCGACGCGUUCUUUCUCUUGUUUCACACCAUUUCGUUGAUGAAGUAUGAAAAGACAUCGGAGAAUUCGGCUUCCGUGACAGAUUCAACGGAUAACGUGUUUCUAAGGCACUUCUGAGCGACUUCAACUCUCCUCAGCCCUCAAAAGCUUCAUCACAGCAGCCGGAGCAACAUCUCGACACCGGAGAUAAAUCUGGAAGGAUUUACCUGAGCCUGUUCGAGAUAAGGGAAUAAACCCCAUGCCGAUUAUAUAAGGGUUUUGCGACAUACCAACAUUGCAAAAAAGUCGGGAGAGAGAAACGCUCGCUUCCUCACCACUAUACUAUAUAUUAUGGACAAUGUAACCUUAGAGCUGGACGUAGCUGACUUUUCCGGAUUAAUUUCCACAUUUAGUUAUGCGGAGAAGCCACCUAGUCUUUAUUACUGGACGAACCGCACGAUUUCGGACGAAUGCGACUGAGACACUGGAUUCAGAUGAUAUCGUCUUGAUGCAUGCAGGUUUGCGCUGGUCAAUAGAUUGAGACUGCUCUGUGAAGUCUAUAGAGGACCGACAUCAGACAUCCAACCGCAUGCUUUGGGCAUGUUGCCCUCGCCCCAGGUGUGCGUGUCUACUCUGGUGACAGUGAGCACAAUGGCAGUGGUUGACCUCUACCUGCUGGAGCAGAGCAUGCUGGGACCUCGAGGCGGAGCCCGUCCUGCGGUAUGGCCAUGUGUUGCUGUCGCGCUGGGUGACCUGUGUUUCCUACUUGCACUGCGCUUCGUCUCUGCCGGUGUGGUCUCAGAAGCUCACUCUUCCCGCCGGGGCUUUGCCAACUCCCUCUGGUUCCUUUUCCUCUCUCUGCUGCAGCUGAAGCUUUUCUUUGUGUGUCAAAAUUACAGACAAGAGAGGCGGCCUCCAGAUCCCCUCGCCCGUAAGACUUUAACUCUAUUACUUUCUGUCUGCCUGCCCUCGCUAUUUCUCAUCCUGACAGGAACCGAUUACAUGACCCCCCUUCGCAGAAAACAGGAGGUGCGGAGUCGACUUCUGUGGGUGGUGGUAGACUUGCUUGAUGUGCUGGAUCUUCAAGCCGGGCUAUGGGAGGUACAGGGCAGCGUGGGAGUUCCACUUUGGGUGGAGGGUAUCGUUUUCUUCUACUGUUACGUGUUGCUGCUGUUGCUGCCAUGUGUGUCGCUCACGGAGCUGGGUGCUACAGCACUGCCUGGGCUGCAGGCGGCUCGGAAGGAGGCCAUCUAUCCUUGGCUCAGUUUGGUCACCAUUAAUGUGUUUACACUUGUGCCGAGGGGGGUAGGGAUGCUGUGGUACAGGGACCCACGUGUAUCUACAGUGUUUCUGGGGAAAAACCUGCUAGCUCUUGCAGUGAAGCUGAGCUCUGCCUGGGAGAGGCACCGAAAGAGCAGCGGAGGGGUUCAGGGAGCAGAAGCCAUCACAGGACCUGGAAACCAGAAUCGUGGGGUGGCUUCAGAACAGGCGACGGAGCAGGAGCAAGGGUGCACAUCUCCAACGCCGUCAUCUACGCGCUCUCACACACUUUCACGCACUCAUGGGCACAGCCACUCGCUCUCUCAUGUGAGUCUGGAUCCCACUGAGACCUCGCUGGGGCCAGCUUACAUUUCCCAUGAGCUCUAGACAUCCAAAGGCAUGAAAAGCCCUGUAUCUGGAACUGCCAAUAAUUGGGCUUGUGGUCCAUGAGCAUCCCUAAAUUCUCUUUGCUUUUGCCAAGAUUAGCAGAGAUCUCACUGUAUUAGCACACUUUGUCGUUUGUAUAACUGAUGACUUUUAAAGCCAAACAUGAGCAGCCUACUGUGGUGUGAAGCUCCCAGACAAAACGAUAAUUGGGUUGAGGUGGGAGUUGUUUUAAUUAAGUGCCUUCUUAUAAGAACAACAAUUAAUACUGUUACUCUGGUUCAGCUUGGUGUUUGUCAAGGACUUGGAUUAUACCAUGUACUGUGAAGCAUGAUCACUGUUAAUAUUACACUCUUUAAUAAAAUCUUCAAUGGACACAUGUCUCAAACAUGUUACUUUGUCUCUUGAAUGUCAAACCAACAAAUGAUGGGUUCAACUGAGACUGAGGGAGCUCUCAGAUAAAUUGGUGGAGAUUCAUCAACACAUAAUGAAAGCAUUUCAUGAAUGCUGUGUGAUAUCGAAAUCACAAUUUCCAUUGUUGGUCUUUACAAACAAAUUAAUCAUAUCCUCCAACUUAAAGUAAUUUUUGUCAGAGACUUAGCCUUUUGGGAAGUAUUCCGACAUAUGGUGCAGUAGGGUCAUGCGUGACCCAGGAUCAAGUCCCGACAUAAGGUCCUUUCCCGAUCUCAUAUCCCCUCUUCUCCCCUUGGUAGAGUUGCACUAGCUGUGCAUAAGGUCUCAAUUAAGUUGGGGCGUAAAUUUCAAACUAAGGGCUUAUAAUUACUAGUUAGUUUGUACAAAGUCAGUGCUUAAUUUAGUUUCACCACCAGUUGUUACGGCACCACCAGUUCUUAUGGCAAGUCUUAGUAAGUAGGUCAUAAGCUCCCCAUACAGCAAUGUAAAUAUGCAUAAUAUGACGUUUACAUUUACUGAUCCAAUAAGCAGCCUUCAAAUUUGUAAACAAAUGUUGAGAAGCGGUGCAUUUCAAUCUGUAAAUAUAAUAGAUAGAAUAUUUAAAUAUGUAAAUAAUAUUCAGGAACUGUAAUUAAUAAGGGGCAAUUAAUAAAUACUAACACCAAAGACUAGAAAAUUUACAUUUAUUCAUUGUAGUAUCCUAUCUAUUUUUUUUGUGUUGAAACCUGGCAUGCCAGUGACACCAGACAAUGCGCACAGGAAAGUGAACCGCUUGGAUUGGCUUUAUGCUGAAGACCCGCUGAAGUCAGUUUUUUACAUAAUGUUUCUCUCGUAAAUGUAAACGAGUGUAAAUGUCAACAUCAUAUUUUUAAAUGAAGUCUGUCAUGCAAAACAUGCUUCUUUAUUCCAACUGUUACUCAAAGUCAGAGGCUUCCGUAAAUAUGAACUUUAUACGUAGGGUUAUAUUUCACCUAAGUUUAAGGUGCAAUGCUAAGUUAUUUAGUAGUGCAUAAAUGUAACUUAGUACUAAAUUAUGCAAUAAAUAGUCACAGCAUUUACUUACGCAUAGCUUGUGCAACCGACCUCUGUUGUUUCCUGUCUCCCUUUCCACUUUCCUAACUAAAACGUGAAAAGUACCUGUUCAUAAUACAGUUUUAACUUUCAAAAAGGCAUUUGCACAGUGAUGAUUAACCUUCAACUUUAAAUGUAUCAUAGUUACCACAUAAACCAAAGUGUCAGCCUCAUUGUGGUUACCUUUCUUUGAGCUUUCUAUGUGUCUGAGGAUUAUGUUUGGGAAGAGACAGUGACAGAGAAUGAAUCCUGGUGCAGAAGAUGAUGGGGAGGGGGGGGGGGAUUAUUCACUCUCCAUCAGCAGCCACUAAAGCCCUCUACAAUCCCCUCGUCCUUGCUCUGAUAAACCUUUAUUGCUCCUAUUAAUUGAAAUGGGACUCAUUUUUCAAAGAGCUAAGAGCUUAUACCGCACUUAAUUUGUGAUUUACAGAGAGUAUUUACAGAAUGUAAAAGCGGACAAACUUGCAUGACGAAAAAAGCUAAUAUUAAUUCUACACUACAAAUUAAUGGAAUUACAGAGAGCAGUUCCUGGGAGUCUGUUUUAGUUUCAUAUGUUUCAUAAAAUCUGUUUUAGUGAUAUGAACCAGAAUUCAGACCAGAAUUCAGUUCCUCAGCCUUUCAUCUCUCUUUCUCUCUCCCUGUUUUUUUUUAUUUCAAAUACACACACUUUCGUUACGUUCCCCUAUGGCAGGGGUCGGGAACCUAUGGCUCGCGAGCCACAAGUGGCUCUUUGUUAAAAAAUCAAGUGGCUUGCGGGGUGUCUCACCAUUCACAACACAUAAUCGUUCAAAACUUUCUAGAGAUAAUUUUCCUGCAGAAAGUGUGGGUGCGAUUGCAAAGCUUGAACUAUUUUGAUUUCCUUUCUCCCGAAUUUGUUGGACAGCCUACUUCUGGUGAACAAGGUUUGAAACGAACACCCGCUAAAUGCUGAUUUUUCAUGCGGAGUAUUUUGCUGAUGUACCAGCCACUGUGGAAGGUGAACUGUAAGACUUAGAGUGAUAUAUUACAAGAAAUUAGACACAAAUACGCGUGUUUGACGAAAUGUGAUUCUAUUUUGAAGAACAGAUGAAAGAAAAGCCGCUGAUGCGCAUCUGAUUUUAUAUGUGCGCAG